Bombus pyrosoma is the source of this 6422-nucleotide messenger RNA. RefSeq names its product GTP-binding protein Di-Ras2. The transcript has 5 exons. Gene Ontology annotation, molecular function: GTP binding; GTPase activity. The record is from RefSeq and is a predicted model, not a curated record. The coding region runs from base 4009 to 4830 and encodes 273 amino acids. Lineage: Eukaryota; Metazoa; Arthropoda; Insecta; Hymenoptera; Apidae.
AUUAUUUGCUAUAUUUAACCCCUUGCCCUACGAUUUAAGUUCCAACAGCGCGUGUCGUAACCAUCGGCAGUGUCGGUCAAACGUCGAGCUAUUUGACGGUCUGGUUGAGCGUUCGAAGUUGUGCAAAAUACUACUAAUUUUAUGCUGCAAAAUGUUUCAUAAAUAAUUACUACCAACUGAUCAUCGAACAAAAUUUUUAAGGGUAUCUUUCUAAUAUUUUUCCAGAAAAUAUAUCUGCGCGUCCAAAUGCGGUCAAGAAAAAAAGAAUGUUUGUCGCAUGUAGCCCGAAAUCUAACUCGUGUUUCUUAUGUUUGGCCCGAAAGACGCACCAUGAAUCUAGCUCGACAUUGUAGGUUAAGGGGUUAACGAUAAGACAUACCACGACAGAUUUAGCGAUAUUCGCCACUGAUUUGAAAGCGCAAUGAUGAGAAAAAAGGAAAAGGGUAAUGAGACAACUUUCCUUAGAAUAAUACUUUCGAACGAUUAUUAUUAAGCGCGGUAACUUAAGAGUUUGUACUUCGAGAGAGAGAGGGGGGGGGGACAGACAAACAGACAGAAAGACAGAGAUAGUGAAUGAGUGAUUGAGCGAUUGACUGUUGAGUGAGUGAGUGGGUGAGUAAGUGUGUGAGUGAGCGAGUGAGAGAAAUGUGGUUGUUGUUGACUUUUGCUCUUUUAACUUUUAUUUUCUUUUCCAAGAAGUUUUUAUAUUAACUACACUCGCAAACUGUGGUUAUAUAUGUACAACAAUUUCAAUUCGAAGCGCUACUUUCAGAUAUGCAUAUAUAUUUUCUUUGGUGAUUCUUCAUCUUAAUAUUAGUACACAAUCACGACCGGAUAUUUUACUUACAAUAUGCAUUUCAAGAAAAUAUAAAAAGGCAUUGCAAAAUUGAAAUGAUUAAAAAAUUUGUUUAUAUUUACACGUAAUUUGCACGUGGCUCUUGCCUCGAUUUAUGUGCACAUCCACAUAUGUGCACGGGCUCUCUUUCUUCCUUCCGAUACAAAAUAGACAUGUUACUGAAAUGAACAUUCGGUAUUUUUCAUAAAAGCAAAACAUACUUGUCCAAAAGCUGGAAAAAUCGCAUAUAUUGAUGAUGCGCGCAAAAGAGAUACCUUAUUAGCGGGGAAAAAGAUAAAGGGAGAAAGAGGAGGAAGAAAAGAAAAAAAUCUCACAAUCCGUUAUUCGAAUGCGCGCGCGCGUAUAUAUUUACACACGACUCUUUCACAUUACUAUUGUCUAUUCACUAUUCACUUUUUCAAACAAGCUCAGAAGAGGUAUUUCGCGGUAAUAAUAUUAGGUGAAAUUCAUUUAAACAUUCAGUUCGAAUAAUUUCCUUAUGUAAGCGCUUAGGACUUGAGGCGAUUUAAUGUACAGAUUGUCGGUUAUGUUGGGAAAGAAAUAAAUGAAAACAAUUACGCUUAUUCUUCGCUAUGGUGUGCUAUGACUGAAUAAGAAAAUAAUAAUUCAAUUUCAUAUAACAAUAGCAAACUAUCUUCGCCAAUCUUCAUUAUUUUAAUGAUGGUGAAACAGUAACUGAGAGAAGUAAAACAGUAACUGUAAAGAAAUUGUAAAAAAAUCGAAAAGAUAUAUAUAUUUUUUACUGCAUCACAUAAACAGCGGCGUAAAGUCGCUUAGCUUUGCGAUACUUGAGAUAGCAACAACUACAUACAUAGCACUGACAUUGGUGAUGUCGUUGACGUCGUUAAUGUUGAUAUAUAUAUUACGAUGUAAAGCGAGAAACGCUUAGAGAAAAAGGUUUGCUAGGGAAAACUGUAAUGAUUGUUCGUCGUUCCAAUUAAUAAUUAAUUAAUAUUUUGCUGACAAUUAAUCGCUUUCAUGUUUACACUGUACAACUUUCUUCAUGAUGUAGUUACAACCUUUUAUUUACUUUGAUUUUACUCCCUCAUCUUUCGUCUCUUUAUGUUAAAAUUUUCAUUCAGUUUCUGUCUGUUUAUUUUCUCUUGUUACAAAUUGCAAAAAUGAUUUUCUAGUAAUAUUUUGUGGUAAUAUAUUUAUACAAUAAAAAAUGAAUUAAACAUUUUCCUAAUAAUUGCAUAUCAUUCCACCAACAAAGAAUCAAUUUUUUGGAAAAGAACCAAUUCCAAAUGAUUAAUACAUUUGUAAUACAAGUCUAUUCCUUCAUAAUAUGUUGCAAUUUUUAUUUUGUAUUCACGAUUUACUCUAUCAAACGUCUUAAGGGCUAGGCAUCUGUUGAAUUAUUAAAAAGAAAUACUUCUAUCAAUAUUUUUAUGCUUGUUUCAUACCCCAAUAGUUACCAACGAUUCGUCUUCUUUUUCUACCUGUAUACGAUCGGUUAAUAAUUGCAUCACAGAUACAUCACAGAUUAAUGUUUCGAUUUUUUAAGCAAACUAAAUGAACCUGAAAUUAUGAAUUAUACCUUAACAUUAACAAAUUUAUCAUUGCUCAGCAUACUUAUGCAAAACUCUUGUGAGAGCAUUCAAUGCUGAUAAUCUAUCAAGAUCAACUUUAAUGCGUGUCUGUAGAAUUUUUUGCAAUGCGUUUACAAAUUUCAAAGUAGAUAACACAAGUAUGUGUAACAAUAUGUAUAAUACAAUAUUCAUUAAAAGCAGUUAACACGAUAUAAUAAUAAUAAUAAUAAAAUGUGUAAGAGUAUACGUAAAGUAUACAAAGAAAAAGGGGAAGAAAAGAGACCAAGGGACACGAAUUCCGUAAGAAUUUUGUAUUUAAGUAUGUAUAGGUACGUAUAGGUUAAAGUUAAAUGAUGAAACGUAGGUAAAACAGGAUGUAUUAUUCCUUUGUAGAUAGAAAAUUUAUUUAACGUCUAUUAUUGAUAAUCUUUACUUUGAUUAUUAUCUAAAAAUGGAUUUGAAUUUAUCAGUAUGAUUUUGCAAUUAUCGAUGCAGAUGUAAAUUUGUCUUUUAGACUUAUUAUUGACACAUAAUUGUUUAUUUCGCGUUAUGGAAAGUUAAUUCUAUCUCAUUGUAUUAUGUGUCCCAAGCGAUUUUUAAUUAAUUUAAUCUGGAGAAAUGCCAGAAAGUUAUGUAAGGACUUUAAUCAUCGAUAAAUGAUAAUUCAAUGUUGUGAAAAUACUCGAUCUGGCACUAUGUAUAAUUAUUCGAAAUUAUUGAAUGAUUUAAGAGAAACGUUAGUGCAUUACAUACGCACAUACAUAGGUGGCGAAAUAUGCUUUUCAUCAAACACUAACAUAUUCAAAUUGUACCUGGUUUCAUGUAGGAAGCAUCAGGAUAUUAUCACAACAUUACUUUAUCAUACAUAUGUACAUACUAUUAUAUAAAUUGUAUUGUGAUUACAGAGCGUGUGAUAUACAAUAAUAUUAUUGAAUAUUAAUAAUAAUUGAUUUUCCUAUACUUCUUUAUAUUAUAUUUGUCAAAUUGCACGCAUGAAACCGUAAUGAAAGGAAGAAAAUAAAUGUUCCAUUAUACAGGCACAAUCGACCGCAUUAUCGGAAAAUAAAUAAUGCUGCGCACGCUCCUUAAAGGGAAGUUGAUUUUCAUAGUACCCGGCAGCUAACGCAAGUCAUAACCAUAACAGAACGCUGUGAGGGGGUUGUUCAGUGUCGCCUUGACAGUAGCCGGAGUUGGAGUUGGAUCUGUUUUUCUUCUAUCGUAUUCAUGCGCGUUGUCUAACAGCUUAACCAACGAUCUACUCUAUUAUACAUCUUAGAUUAUAAUCUACUACUGAUUAUAUUUUUCUUCUGCUGACAAUGAGAUUGGAAUGCUAUGUAAAAAACAUACUUUUACGAUGCCAAGACGAAGGAAAAUUGUGAAAUUAAUUUAAAUUGUAUCUAACGUGGCGCAUAAAUUGCUCAAAACAAAACAAAGAGAAGGCGGAAAAGAGCUGACGAGAAAGGGAAGCAAGCAAAAACAAGAAUAUUACACAUUUACCAAUGGCUCCUUGAAUUAGCAUUUAUCUACUUUAUUCGCAUUCGCAUUGUAUUCCUAUUCAUAUUCGUAUUCGCAUUUGCGAUCUCGGAAUCAAAUUACAGCAAGUUAAAGAAAUUUUGUAAAAUGGCCGAUCAUGAAAGAAUCAGAUUGGUGGUAUUAGGUGGUGCCGGUGUUGGGAAAAGCGCAAUUAUACGUCGUUUACUUGGGCAAGGAUUUAGCGAAAGGUACAGGCCUACCGUCGAAGACCUCUAUUCGAGGGAAUGCGUUCUCGGUACGCUCACUCUCAAAGUCGAUCUUCUGGAUACCGCUGGAGAUUUGCAGUUUCCAGCUAUGAGAAGGUUGAGCAUAGCUACGGCACAUGCGUUUCUUCUUGUUUAUGCCACAACAUCGUUACCAAGCUUCGAAUGCGUAAAGCGAUGUUUCGAAGAAGUCAGAGAACAACGACCAGAUUUUCAGGAAGUACCGAUAGUCGUUGCGGGAAACAAAGUGGAUCUUGCAACGAUGCGAAGAGAAGUACCAAUCGAAGACGUGAGUGAAUGGUUAUUUUGUGAAUUGCCGAAACUUCGUGCCAAAGUAAUGGAAUGUUCAGCUAAGGACGAUUAUAAUGUCAAAGAUAUUUUCCGAUGUUUCGUCACUUUAUCCAAGAUAGUGCCAAAGAAUCAUGUUGGCGAGUCAGAUGAAUCGGCCCUUCGACGAAGAUGUUCGGCGUACGGAUCGCGCAGAAGCGAUCGAGUCGGUAGGUCUGGAAGUCCACAUGGCAGAACCGGAAGCGCCGGCUCUGUUGGCAAUUCUCAGCAACUGGUCGCAGCACAAAGUUCAAAUGUCGUCACUGUCAAUGAGGAAGCGAAGAGUAAGCCGCGCAGUCGUAGCUUGAUUCGACGCACUUCGCGAAAAACCAAACAACAAAUUAGAGACACUUAUACGGAUGACUGCAAUAUCUCGUAAUUUUCACCCUCUCUCCACUUCUCUCCCUCUCUCUCUCUCUCUCUCUCUCCCUCGCUUGCUCGCGCUCUUUCUCUUUCCCCCCCCCCUCUCCCCCUUCCAUCUAUCUACAGUACCGAACAAGAUUACAAGACAUUUUGCAUAUUUGAAUAUUUCAUACAUUUAAGAGAAGAAACUGUACACUUUAUACAUCCUAAAUGUUGCAUACUAUCUCCAGAGUGCAGACAUAAAAUCUUAAGUCCGUAAUAUGAUAUACAACGUAAAAGUUAGGAAAAGAAAUGUGAAUUUGGAUUAUAAUUUUGGUCAGACAAAAUUAUAAGAUACUUGGCAUAUUUUUCAUUUGACGAUUUUUUCAGUAUUUUAUCCGACUGCGAGCAUUUCAUCAUCUAAUUAUAAUAUUAGAAUUUGUUAUAAUAUUAUUUAAAAGAAAAAGAAAUUCUCACUCUUAUGUUAUAAGCACAUAUAUCAUAUUAUAUGAACUGGUUUUGUAUGCUCACUUUGGAGAUAACAUGCAGCAUGUAGGGUGUAUUCCCUUCUUUUAAAUAUAUGAAAUGUACGAUAUGUAAAUAUAUGAUAUGUACAAAUAUAUGAAAUGUCUUGUCCAAUUUUAUCCAAUACUGUAACCAUCUAUUUAUCUAUCUCUAUCUUUCUCCACCCAUUCCCUAUUUUACUCACCUUUUACGUGUAAUUGUUUAACUGUUUGUGUAUAUCUUGUCGCAAGAUUCGCUAAUGAAACGAUAUCAUAGUAUGUACUGCGAAUCGUGUACGUUCGAUCAUUUUCGUUUUCGCAUUAAAUAAGUAGCACAAAUCUGAUACGAUACGUAAAAGCACUCUCAUCUCGUAUGCGAUAGCAUUUCAUAAGAUAACAACAAAAAAUAUACUAAUGUCGAUAAAAGAUUUUGCCGCUCUUGGUCGUAUACAGUAAUUAUAAAAAAAGGACCAAAUUUUCCAGUUGUAAUAAUUAUAAUGUACUUAAAAACAAUAUUUCACGUUUUCUUUCCUCAAUUUUUUUAUCCUUAGAAAAAAGUAAACACCAAUGGACCAAUCAAAACUCAUCCCACUCUCCCUCUUCUCCUUCCUCUACUAAAGGAUUUUUAUUUAUUCAUAUUUUUUAUCUAUUUUAAUCCAUUCCGUCCGUUUAUACGUUGAUAUUUUCACAUCUUAAAAUGUGUAACAAUUGUCUGUUCGUCAAAAAUUGUCUGAAGCACUUUAUAUCAUUCUGUCUGUCAUAUAAAUGCGUGUAUGUACACAUGAGUACGUAUACUACUGCGCGUACGCUACAUAUCGAAUACCAUGUGUGUUAAAUUUAGAAAUGUGUAUACACCAUUAAAACAGUCCGAUAUCGGUAUAUGGAAAGCAUGGGACUAUUACGUAUAGUAUAUAAAACAAAACUUUCAAUAUUUAUAUCAAGUUGAUCCUUUUAAGUGAUCCUGCUUUAAUUCUUUCACCACGCAUGCAAAAGUUGUAUUUACUAAAUAUUUCAGCAAUGUCGACGAAUAAUGAACAGAAGAAUAUUUUUUCUAUUAAAUGUUCUGAGGGCUACUUUCAUGAGUUGAAACAUAUAUAAAUUUAACUAUGCUAUUACGGCAGAAGUA